Olea europaea var. sylvestris is the source of this 444-nucleotide messenger RNA. RefSeq lists its product as uncharacterized. The transcript has a single exon. The record is from RefSeq and is a predicted model, not a curated record. Lineage: Eukaryota; Viridiplantae; Streptophyta; Magnoliopsida; Lamiales; Oleaceae. Bases 1 to 444 code for a protein of 147 amino acids. Gene Ontology annotation, molecular function: nucleic acid binding; zinc ion binding.
AUGAGACACUCAACUGUUAUUGAUAUAGAAAAUUGGACAUGCACAUGUAGUAUGCUUCAAGUUGAUCAACUACCAUAUCCACAUGCUUUGGUUGUAUUUGCGAGUAUGAAGAUGGAUCCAUAUGAAUACUGCUCCUACUAUUACAUAAGUGAAGCAUACAAAAAUACAUACCAAGAAACCAUUUUUUCCAUCGAAAAUCUAGCUGAAUGGAUAGUGCCAAAUGAUGUCCAUGACAUAGUUGUAAUUGCACAUAAUCAAAAGUAUAGUUGUGGAUGGCUUAUUGGGAAAAGAUUCAGACCAGCCUAUGAGGAAAACAUAACUGUUAAAUGCGGUAGGUGUGGUGAAGGUGGUCACAAUCGUAGAACAUGCAACAGCCUAGUUCCGUUAAGUCAAAGCCACAAGAAUAAAGAGGGAAAGAUGACGAAGACUGACAAUACACAUUAA